CUUUAGUUAUAAAUGUAAUGGGAAAAUAUCCAUUAAAGUUCUAUACAUACCUGGGACAUAAAAUCACACUACUAUAUAACUAAAUAUUUUAUCUGAUAAAAAUGAACUAUUAUGGAAGAUGAAUGCCGGAUAAUACGAUGUUUGCAUAUGACUUAUUACAUCACAGAUAACAGUGGAUGGACGUAAAAGAAACAUUGGCAGCCUUUAUAUAAUAGGAAUUAUUCAGGUCCUCAACAUGAACAUCUUUGGUACAGCUGGAAUGGUGUUCCUCAUCGUUCUCAAUAUUACAUUUGUUAUCCUAGGACUCGGUUUAAUCAUUGCUGGUGGCAUGUUACGAGAGAAAAGUGAGACUGUCAAUGAUAAAGUUUUACCACUUCUGAAUGAGAUAGGAAUUGGUCCUGGUUUUACAAUGGGAGAUUUGCUGGAAGCAAUAGCUAUACUUGUCAUAAUCAUUGGGAUAAUAGCCUUUACAUUAUCUACGAUCGGAGGUUUCGGAGCCUGUUGUAAAAACAGAGUAUUAUUAAUAAUUUAUGGAAUAGGAGUGGUCCUUAUUGGAGCAGCUGAGAUAUUUGUACUGAAAGCAUGGACUGAUUUAAAGAAAGAGUUAAAUGAAACGAUAAAGAGUACAUUGUUGAAACUGCUGAAAGAUUACGAGGGAAACACUGAGGAUAUUCUAACAAUUGCAUGGAAUUUUGUUUUUCUUCUGUUUGAUUGCUGUGGAGUAAAUACACAAUCUUCUGUUGACGAUUUUUCAACAACAACUUGGGCAUCAACAACACGUGGUACCGACGUCAUUCCUGGUUGGUGUUGUAAAGAAGCGAAAAUUGACACAGCAUCAUCACUGUAUGGUACAAACUGCACUAUUACUCCAACAAGUUCAAAUUCUUACUAUGAAACCGGAUGUUAUACGGCUAUAGAAAAGAUUUUAACUACGUACAGUACAACAUUUAUAUCAAUAUGUACACUCAUCUUACUGGUAGAGAUCCUUGCUGUUAUUUCUGCAGUUGUUAUGGUGAUUCAAAUAUCGAAUGACGUCAACUCAAAUAGACACAGAGAAGGCAUAGUAUUGCACAAUAUAAAUAAAACAAGUCCAACUGUAUGAAUGUUUCUUCUCAUGUAUCUAUUGAAUUGGAUUGUUAAACUUGUUAAAUUUGAUAUGAUAAGUAAAAUUAUACUUUUUAUUUGACGUGUUUUGAAUAUCUUUCAAGACAUAUGUGCUCUACCAAUGUGCGUGUAUGCUUUUUGGUGCUUUAAUUCGUGACCCGGUAGGACGUGUCACUACUGCUGCUUCGACAUUAAGAAGGACUUGUAAAGAGGGAUAGAGAAAAGACUGAAAGGUCGAUUCGUGUGAUAUGAAUGUAGAAAAUAUAUCCAUACGUUUACUCUGUUAUGAAAUAAAACAUAAUUCAUACUUAAGCGUCGGAAUGUCGCCUGUGUGAAACAGAGGAAAACAACAGGUUAGUCCUUAAAUCUAUUCCAUUAAGGACUCACCUUAAAAGGAGAAUAGUUCUUAAGAUUCUCAUUCUCAAAGAAAUUUGUAUAAGUGCUUAUCUUUUUUUUUUUCAAUCCCGGGAAUCAAUCGUAUUUUGUAUAAAACACAUGCAAGUAUUUCCAAAUAAAAUACUGUUUACAUUUAGUCUAGCUCAUAAUGAAACACAAAGACAAGCGUAAAGAUUAGCACACAUGUAGACUAAAAGUUUGGCAUUACAAACUCUACAUAAUUUAUGAUAUGCAUAUAUCAUUGCAAGUGGAUAUUCAAAAUUCAAGAUCCAGCAUUUCUUAUUAGAUCAAGUUAAUGGUAUAAAGAAUAAUGGUUGUUUCCCACUUGUUUCUUAUGUGUUUUUCACUGUUUGUAAAAUGGUUCUUACUUACUUUAUAUGCGCAUUAACGAGAUAAUUUCAUGCAUAUUAAUAAAUAAAUAAAUACAAAAAACAAAAUAAAUGAGAUAUAAUGUUAAACAUGUGUUUACAUUGAAUUCAGGUGAAUAGAAAUACAAUUGUUAAUCAUCAUAAAACAUAUUAAAGAGAAUGACUACAUUUGUUUUUUUUGUAGAUUUCCUCGUUUUUCUCGUACUAGUUUAUACAUAGUUGUAUAACUUUUUUUGUAAACUGGUGUUUUAACAUUUGUGCGUGAAUCUCUAGAGUUACAAAAAUCACAAUUUCUUUUGUUCUCUCAAUUCCACGCUAUCUAUCUGGUUGAAUAAGUAACUAUUGAUUACCUGUUUAGAAUCGGUAAUACGUUAUUUAAUAAAUCUGAAUAUUGUACAAAUUCAUGAAGAGAACAAUUAUAGGCAACAAUAAUUUACCGAUGUUCAAAUCUCAUUAAUCCAUGAAGAAAUAUAAAUCAAGUUCAAACAAAAUCGAUGGAAUCGCAUGAACUCAAAAAGGAGCGAGACCGGAUGAGUCGACUAGCCAUGUUAAGCUUUCAAAGCGUCUGAUAUAAUUUUAUGGAAGUUUGUAUUGUCUUACUUAAACCUUUACUUUUCAAUAUUGUAUGUUGCUUGAACCUUAGUCUUGGCUUGUAUUUUAAUAUGUGCUAGUCCCACUAGUAUUGUAUGGGAAUCAUCGAAGCAUAGUCGCUUGAAUACUCCUGUAAGCACCUUAUUAACGUCAUCGGAUUUGGGUAGUUUUAAUGCAUUUAUGCAAUAAAGGGUAGCCAGAAGAAGAAGUGUUGCUGCUUUGGUUCCUUUUGUCGGACAGUAAGACCUGUGUUGACUGUUUAGGGUUGGAGAUGACCCAACAAGCAGUCAUAAAUUUAGACGGCGAUGUUUCUUUGGCUCCAUCAUACGGUGUUUAUAUAUCCCAACUAGUUCGUUAUGCCCAUGUGUGUAGUGAUGUCAUAGAUUUUAACUAAUCGUAAUCAAUGCAUGUCUGUUAAAUUAUUAAGUCAGAGAUUUCGUUACCAUAAAUUACUUAAAACAUUAACUAAAUUCUUUCAUAGAUACACAGGUUUUAUUAGUUAAUUUGGCUGUACUUGUAGAAAACUUAUUAAAAACGUUAUUUCACAUCCUAAAUUUUACAGUAAUAUUGUACUAAAAGCGCGGAAAUCACUAUGUGAUCCGUGUAAACUCAUCAACCAUUUAAACAAACUUAUUAGAAAAGGUUAUCUUAUUAAUUUUGUAAUAAGAUCUAUGAAUAUUGUUUACAUUGGCACUAACAUCGAUUUUGUCAUCAACAAAUUAAAAAUUACUAAAUUUGUAUUCUUUUCGAAUGGUUUUUGGGAUGUACAAAUACACAUCCACGCUAAUUGCAAUUGUCUAUUAUAAGGUUAAAUCAUAACGAUCCUACUGCCUGUCGAUACUUUUAUUUUGGCAUUGCACAAGUCAUGUCUUCUUUGACUGUCCAUGGCGUUAAAACACUAAAUCCCUGGGAUGUAUUUUAAUUGAUUUUAGUCUCUGAUGCAAGAUUUUUAUUGUUUACUGUUUUUGGCUUUUAACUACCUUUCAGUAACUGCAAGUACUCUCAAAUAGUACUUUCGUGUUUAUUUUACCUGUUGACACAAUUUGUAAUGCAUUUCUGUAAUUCAGUGUUUACUUAUUUUGUGUUAUAUUUCUUCUCACUAUUUUUAAAAUGUACCACCUUUGAUAAGUAUUUAGUAUGACGAUAGAUUUUCACUUCUGUACUUGUACUCUGAACAACAACUUUAUUAAUUUUGUAAAAAAUGUUUACUUCCGUACUCCUAACAACACAAUUAUUAUAUUUAUAUUUACCUG
Mytilus californianus (California mussel) is the source of this 3712-nucleotide messenger RNA. RefSeq names its product tetraspanin-9-like. The coding region runs from base 236 to 1102 and encodes 288 amino acids. The transcript has 9 exons. The record is from RefSeq and is a predicted model, not a curated record. NCBI's taxonomy places the organism in Eukaryota, Metazoa, Mollusca, Bivalvia, Mytilida, Mytilidae. Gene Ontology annotation, cellular component: membrane.